ACAGGAAGUUGCGUGCACAUGUCUGCAGGAUCUACAUGAGCGAACAGCAUGGGGAGAGUUCGCAGGUGAUUUAAGAGCCAGUUUGAUAGGACAGAUUGUAUUGUAUUAUACUGAAAUAAUCUGAGGGCACGGUUUAAUUUAAACAGUAAGGGGGUAAACCAUUAAAGGGACACUAUAGUCACCUGAACAACUUUAUCUUAAUGAAGCAGUUUUGGUGUAUAGAACAUGCCCCUGCAGCCUCACUGCUCAAUCCUCUGCCAUUUAGGAGUUAAAUCCCUUUGUUUAUACAGUGCUAUUCACACAUCCCUGUUUGUGACUUACACAGCCUUUCUUUAACACUUCCUGUAAAGUGAGAUCUAAUGUUUACACUUCCUUUACUGAAAAUUAUGUUUCAGCUAGAAUUUCCUGUCGCUUGCUUUGUUACUAGCAAGUUUAAUUUAUAGAGCACAAGACAAACUUACAAAGAAAGUUAACGUGUUUGAAAAUGAAACCAUUUUUUUUUUUUUCGUGCAGGCUGUGUCAGUCAUGCAUUAACCAGGGAAGGUGUGGCGAGGGGUGCAUUACCUGCAAGGGUUAACUCCUCCUCUCGUGGCUGGUUCGCUUGUUAUUUUUCUGAGAAAACAAAUACUACAUCUGGCAACUGUACAUCUGGUUAUCACUAGAGCUCAAAUGUGUAUUUUGUUUUUCUAAUUUAUAAUGCGGUUCUGUCACAUUCUGGGGUCUUUUGCAUAUUUUGGAAAGACCCCAGAUGGUAACUACUCUGCUUGCAGUGUGGUGGUGCAGAGGAAGGUAGUUUAUUUUAUUUACCUUAACCUCUCCCUUGUGCCAUCUUCUUCCACAAAGUUCUCUUCAGCUACUGGUAAUUCAUUUGUCAGGAGCCAAUGUCCAUAUGUUACUUUUGUUCAUGCAUGAGAGUAAAACACUAAUGUCUAUGGAGGAUAUCUCAAGACCAUGAGAUCCUUUAUAGUGAGAGCCUUUUUGACACAGUGAUAGCUUCUUCUUUCUGUCAAGCAUAGUAAAAUACAUAAAGUGGUCCCUACAUUUGUCUUAUAUAUUUUAGGAAACACAAUUUUGAGUGGUAUAUAAUUCUCAAACACCUAUGUCUUCACCUUAGGCUUACUCUGUAUAGCACACAGAUAUCAACAAACAACCAGUGGUGAGUUCACUGUUAAAAUGUACAUAGAUAUGGUAAAUACUAAAAACACUUACCAAUAAGUAGUGAAAAAUACGAUCUCCCAAAUGAGUAGCAACUUGAAAUUGUAACACUCUUUGUCAACUUUAACAGGCUAAAAAACAUAUAGUGUAGAUUUCAUGACACAGCAACAUAUAGCAAACACAUAGUGCACUUAAAAAGAGCUCCAUAGAGAUGAAUGUUUUGCCGGUGAUAUGGAUCCGUCCAUAAACACAAGGCACAGGCACAACUUUUGAGUUGAUCAUAAGGGAUAAGCGGCAGCCAUAUUUUCUGUACCCCACGUCAUUUGGUCAUAUUUUUGUUAUUAGAGAGGUUGUACAGCGCUACAGAAUCUGAUGGCACUAUAUAAAUAAUACAUUAAUAAUAAUUAAAUCUGUCAGAGUAGAAGCUGUUCGUACCUUCCUUCUGUCACACACUAUCUGGCAUUGAAGAUUCAGAUCCCAGCCUCAGCCCAUCACACUUGUGAAAGUCCUCUGGUAGUUUGGACCAAGAUCCAACGUGUGGAAAGCAUUCUAACUAAAGGUUUACGAGAGAGGAGUCCCAGUGAUUGUUGUGCCUGAUUAGCGCUGUUUAGUGCUCUUUGCAAGUGCGAUAUGUGCAUGUGAUAGUUUGCUGUGUUCUACAAUCUACAUUAUAUGUUUUGUAAUUGUUUUUUAGCCUUUUAAAGUUCAUGAAGGGUGUUAGGAUUUCAAGUUGCUCCACAUUUGGUGGAUUGUAUGCUUUUUAGUAAUUACCAUAUUUAUAAACAAUGUCACAGUGAUCUCUUUCCAUACCUCACGACUGGUUCUUUGUUGAUAUGUAUAAUAUUUUUCGACUGGUUUGGAAUUUCAGUCUUCAUGAGCAUUUCAUAAAGAUGUUAUCUAUAAAAAAUGCUCAUGGGAGCCAAUGCCACUUUAAGUUCAUUUUAGUAAAAGUUUAGGUGGUAAUUUUCUCUAAUAUUAUGUGCUCUGCGCAGUUAUGCUCACUUUAGUGGUUAUGGUGCUAUGGGUUCUAUUGCCUGACAAAUAAAACAACACUCUUUUACGAGCUGCCAUUGAUUGCUCUUCCCUCUGCUGCCACUUAUAAUGUGGAAAUUACAUUAAUGUAUUGCGCAUUAUCAAGAGUGCGUCGGGUCGAUCCUGUAGAGCAAAUAUUGGCUGGGAGUGUUGGGCUCUGAUGGUGCUUAGAAUGCCUCUUUAAAAUAUGAAGAGGAUUAAUUAUACAAAUCAGAUUAAGGUGGAUGCUCCCGUCUUGGUGCCCGUUUGGUAAAGCGACUAUGAGCAGAUCUACAGACUGGGGAGUGAUCUGUAUGUUAGCAGCCACAUUGUCUUAACCUCUUGAAAUGUUUUCGGUCAGACAGUUUAAAUACAUGUUUUUCUUAGUAAUAUUUAAUUUUGUUAAUAUGUCUUACUAUAUUUUUAUUUUUGCAGGGGCCAUAAAUACCAGAAACCUGUAGUAGAUGAAGACGUAUAUGAUGAGUCCAUAUCGAAGGCAAAUGUCCCUUCCACAAAAGAUGUAAGUUUCAAAAGCAUAUUUUGCCAGGGUAUCCAUUGUGCUAACCUUAUAUCUCAAAAUUAAUGGACAGCAGUCAUUUACUUGAGUUGGGUUACAUUAACACAUGAAUGAUUAAUGCUAAGCGUUAUACUAAACUGCGGUUACACUUACGAAUUACACAAUUAAUGUGAAAACCUAAACUGACACUAAAGGUACUCAGACCACUUGCUGCAAUGUAAAACUGCAAUGUUUUUAUUGCAGGGUUAAACACACCUCUAGUGGCUGUCUUCCUGAGUGGUGCUUCAGCUGCAAAAACCAUGGUAGACACAGUUGUUGAAUCAAAUUCUCAUACAGAGCUUUUGAUUUGGCGCAGCUUGGAAAUUUGCUGUGCAUGCGCACUACCUUCCCAAUGCUCCCCUAUGGUGAAUUGGCAAAGACCAUCCAGACUGAUGAUCUCACCCAGGGAGGCAUGACAGCACAAUGAACAAUGACAGUGCAAGGGCUAAAAAAGAAGUAAACAUUCUAAUUUUCCCUUUUUUAUUGCGUUAGCAAUGCAUGUUUCUAUUUCUAAUUCUACAAGGUUUCAUUAAAACAGCUCUUUCAUAUCGAUAUCACUUUUGAGUGUUACCUGACAAAAUCUUUAUGCAAUAGUAAUUUUGACUGCAUUGAAAUUCGAAUGCAAUCAAAAGCUAUCAUAAGACAGUAUAGGGAUUACUUUGUUUUAUGGGCAGUGUGGUUAGUGACGGCUCUGGAUUACUGUAAAAAUGGAAAUCCCGCACACUACCUUAUAUACUAAACAGCUACUUUGGUGCUGACAGAUUUUGCUAGUUUUAUUAAAAUCUAGGCAAAAAAUAAUGGGGGUUUCGUUACAUUAUAUGAUCAUACAUUGCAUAAGCCUGCCACAACGUCAAUGUACCCCAUCUUUGGCAGGUCCUACUCUUACAACCAACUGUCUACUAAAUGAGCUACUCACUUGGGAAAAUCUGGGUUACUGGCAUCUUCUCACACAUCUUCAUCCUUGGUGUUGAAAGGAUCCUGCACAAUGUAGAAUUUUAUUUAGUGCAUAAUUAAUUGGCUGCUGGAACCUGCUACAUAUUCCUUUGUUUGAUUUAAGUUAAAUUAAUCAAGCAGGAGGUUAUAACUUCUAAAAGUAAACACUCUGUGCUAUAAGAACUAAGCAGGCGUAACAUUGUGUUUCUGUUUUGGCCUUAAACUUAGUUACCUUGGCAAUUCCUAUGAUCCAUGCUUUAACAAACAGGCAAUAGUUCUAUUGUUAUUGUGGUGAAUGUACCACAUUUUUGCGGAUGUAUAAAAAGUUCUUUAAACAGCAGAAUUGCUGUGCUAUUUGGAAUGUUUCCAAAAAUAUUUUUGUUUUAUCCUUUCUAGAUCUCAUCAGAUUAUUAUAACGAUGAGGUUGAUAAAUACCACGAGGAAAAGUUCAAAGUAAGUAGAGGCACCAAUUAUUUGUCUAUACUUUACCGUCUUCAUGUUAAGCAGAGCUAAUACAAUUCUUUAUAAUUUGCCAGGAUCAAAAAUAAAUAAAAGACAUGUUUGUAUUCUCCCAUAACCUUUUCUGUAUCCUUUCUGACAAGCCAUAUUUGUUUCUUCAGAGUCUCAUGAAACAAGGAGUGGACUUGGACAGUGAUGAAGAACCAGUGGACAGUGAGGUUAGUAAAAUAAAAUGUAAGUUUUUUAUUUAUUCAACAACAGAAAAUAACCAUAGAAGUGAGAGUAUUUGCCUCAAAAACUUUAGUGUUAAAGAGAAUUACUAAUUCUAAUAGCUUGCAAAGACAAUUUAAAUAUAAUUACAUUGAUACCAUUGUACAUUCUUUCUGACCUACAAAUUAACUCCAGGCAUCAUAAUCACUAUUAUUGUAUGUAUUGGUUAUGGUGCCAGGAGUGCCUUUAUAUUUAAACUGUUUGCUAAUGCCUUGACAACUUACUUAGCGUCUGCCAAGCAUGGGUCACCUCCUCCAUUGAGAGCCAGAUGUUCUUGCACCGUUUGCAAAUAGUUUGACUAUUUAUAUGGUGGACGCCAAGACACGGUGUAGUGGUCAUGGUGCUUGGAGUGUUCCUUUUAAGCAAUAGUGAUGUUUUAAGCUGUCAUAACAUCAUAAAUAAUCUGUUCCACUAUUUUAGUGGAGUCAAACGGGGGGGGGGGGUGUCAUGACUAAUCUCUGUUGUUUAUAAGGCUUAGAGGGAGCCUUAUGUUUUAAGGUGUGUCGCCUACUUCCAUUUUUUUGAUUUUUAUAUAUAUAUAUCUUUUAGUUAGGUAUAUUAGCGCUGAACCUUUUUUAUCCUUUUGUCCACUAUUAUAGUUACAUUAUGACUGUAUAGGACUUCCAAUGCUUGCACACGACUUUUAUUGGUCAGAUUGUAAUGAGUGCAAAGAAUAUACUUGGUGCAUAAAAUAUAACUGUCCCAAUUGAGAUUUUUGUGCUAUAGCUAACUAAACAUUAGCUGCGGGUUAUUCUAUUUUUAAUCUCAGGUGUUUUAGUUUUUUUAAUGGAUACAUUGUAGUAAUGUUACCGGAGGAAUAACAGGAACAAACCGCAGAAGCCACACAUAGAGAUAUGGACACAAGUCUUCAGGAAGUAACAGGUCUUUUAUUUACACACCGAUCGGGUCUCACACUGAACUUGUGUUCAAAAGGUCUGAGCCCAGAGCAUAGUUUUCACAGGCUAUUUAUUAACAAUAACUCCUCCCAUUCAUAGCUCCACUCACACAUACCCUUAGAGCAAUCCGUGAACAGGAUAUUCAGGAUCACCUAAUAUGGGCAGACCGUAUGACUCCUUUUAAGGACAAAGGAAUGUGACUACAGUUAAUGCACAUGCUCAGUACAUUGAUGACAGUAUCUUAGCUACAUGUAACUAACUAACAGAUACAACAAACACCUGUACUUGUAUAUGCCACAUGGAGAUUUCAGGCCUACUAAAUUUUGAACCAUGUUGAAAUUCCAUCACAGUAAGAUUGGACACAACACCCUGAAAGGAAUGCAUAAACAGUGACUUUGCCCUCUACACAGAAAUGCUGCAGAGUUAGUUUUGGAUUAUUUUCCCCUCUUACUUGACGCCCCCCCACACCACUCCCAGUAAGAAAUUCCAUGUUGUUUACAUAGGUAAAGCAAUAAGGAACCGUACCUUGCACAAAGUUGGGUUAGCCAAUAUUCCCAGUAACAUUACAUUAUUAAGAUCUGUUACAAUACUUUAACAUUUUGUGCUCCUUACUUUCCUUGCAUUAACAUAACCAUUUCCAGUGUUUAUCAGGCCAGCUUAAGUGUACCAUCAUAUGCAUAUUAGGUUAAAAUUAAGUCUUCUAUUUUGGUAAAGGUAGCUAACUAUUUCUAUGUGCCGAUCUGAUUCAUUUGUAAUAUGAUCUUGAUUCAUUGAUGUAUUUAUUUUUAAUGGACUUGCUAUUGGACACAAUGUUUUUGUAAAAUUGAUGAAAUGUAUCUAGGAUGAAGUAAUGCCUCUUGACAUUGAAGAUGAUGACGAGGAUGAGGAAGAGGAAGAUGAAGUCGAUGAUCAUAGUUCUAUGGCAAGUGACAUGGAAGAGCGUCACAAUGAUGGUUUGUCCAAUUUUUUUUUAAUUUUUUUUCUGUAUUUUCAGUAAUCAGAUAAUGAUUCAUUAUAACAAUACCACGUAUUGGUUGAACAGUUUAGUAGCUGGCGCUAGGUAGUAACAAAAUGUGGGUCUAUAAUUUACUAUAUGAUAUAAAAUAUAUAACAACUUCACAUGUACAAAAGGGCCUUUACUCGUUAAACAGAAAUUGUAAAGAACUGGCAGGGGAAAUGAACAGGACAAUUUUGCUAAUGUGGAAACUGUUUGCCAAUAUUCCAGUUUAGGGAAUAAUUCAAUGAAUUCCACAUUCCAGAUACCUGGGUCUCAUGAACAUUGUCAUGUUUGUCACUGAUCUAUCACUAAGCACAUGACAAUUUUUGCUAAAGGAGGUACUGCAAACACCAUGAUGUGUUUAACAUACAGAGUUUAAACCUCUUUUGUUGAUCACAUUGUAGGCUUCAUUGGCCUUCCACACGUACAGUAAAGUGAGUGUAGUAUGGAUUGGUUUAGUAUGUGGAAUGAUGUUUUAAAAACAAAACAAUGAGCAUCUUGCACUGAUCUCAAUGACAAACUCUUGCUUAUUUGACAAUUGGUACCUUUGGUUCAACCGCACAGUUAGGAAUCAACUGUAUAUUCCUACUUAAUACAUAGUCUUUGGGCACUGAAAGAUUUAUUAUUUUGCUGUUUUGUUGUCUUUUCUUUGUUGUUUUUGGUAAUUAAGGUCUAGAUGUUCACAGAUUUUUAUUGUUCCUAGUUAAGGUUGUGAUUGUGCUUUGUUAUUGUCCUUUGCAGGUCUUCCAAACGAGUUGGCUUGGGGUCAGAAGAAGAAAAUCUACUACGACACAGACUACACAGAGAGCAGAAAGAAAAGUAUGCCUUAAACAUUUUCAUUUUUUUUCAGUACAGCUGUUUUUCACAUCCAUCACUUCAUGAUACAUAUGUCUUAUUUUAACUCAAUGCUGUAAAUUGCUUCUACAGAAGUGAAAAAAACCAAAGAAGAACUUGAUGCCGAGGCUGAAGAGGAAGAGGAGGAGGCUCAAAACGUACAAAGGAGAUUGGCUAAAGCUCUGAAUGAGGAAGAUUAUGGCCUGGAUUUCAUUCAGGUAAUUAUGGUCUAUGGAUUUCAUUCAUGUCUUCCAUGAAUCUCAGUGCUUGUAUUCCAAUGUUCUUAGAGAACACUCAGUGGGUAAAGUGAAAAGUGUGGGUACGCACAUUGAAGAUUAAGGAAUGAUGUCCAUGUGAGCCAAGUCUUUGGGAUCUGCCUGAAAGAGAGUGUUUCAAAGCCGCCUUGAUUUUUAUUUUGUUGGUUUACAAGUGCAAUUGAGGAGAUUUAUGAGAAGGGCAUAGGAUGUACAUCUCCCUGCAAAUAUGAACUGCUGCCUUUGUAUUAUGUACUAAAUGGGGAAUUUUGAAAGGUUACCUUUAACUGUGUUAGGUUGAAAUGUUUAUCCUUUGAAUGACACUAAAGACAUAUAAUGUCAGGAAUCAAAGACUGACCAGCUGCAAUGGCCAGCUUUGGGCUCCUCCAGUGUUUACCCAGUGUGUUUCCCAUAAGCUUUGGGCUCCUCCAGUGUUUACCCAGUGUGUUUCCCAUAAGCUUUGGGCUCCUCCAGUGUUUACCCAGUGUGUUUCCCAUAAGCUUUGGGCUCCUCCAGUGUUUACCCAGUAUGUUUCCCAUAAGCUUUGGGCUCCUCCAGUCCAGUGUUACCCAGUGUUUACCCAGUGUGUUUCCCAUAAGCUUUGGGCUCCUCCAGUGUUUACCCAGUGUGUUUCCCAUAAGCUUUGGGCUCCUCCAGUGUUUACCCAGUGUGUUUCCCAUAAGCUUUGGGCUCCUCCAGUGUUUACCCAGUGUGUUUCCCAUAAGCUUUGGGCUCCUCCAGUGUUUACCCAGUGUGUUUCCCAUAAGCUUUGGGCUCCUCUAUUGUUUACCCAGUAUGUUUCUCAAAAGGUGAAGUUCUUAUUUUUUAAAUGGAUAAAGUUAUGCACUUGUGAUCGGUAUAUAGUUUAAGCAAAUUCUUGGGGUUUUGAAACUCUUUUUAAUGGAAAAAUAAAUCCUGCUUACUAUUAAUUAGGAAUUUGGAGAAAAACCUUCGGAGGAGAAGCCAUCAGAGGAGAAGAUUGUUAAAGAUUUGGACAAAAUGUCUGAAAAAGAGAAAAGAAAGUUGCUGAAGAAAGAAUCACCUGAAUUAAUGGAACUGAUCCAAGAUUUAAAGUCAAAGGUGAACUUGAAAAGGGAAAAACCCAUUAAACUAACUAUGAAUUAUUUUUUUUCUUGUACCUGCAUUUGCAAAAUUCUACAGGUUGUUCAAAUGUGCAAUAAUGCUAAAAGUGUUUUUAUGUAUUCUGUGAACCAAACUGUGAUUCUAUACACUGUGUUAGGGUUGUAAGGUCUUGUGGGAGGCAUUAUUUGGGGGUGGUGAGGCAGCUGAUCAUUUAUUGCCAGCUAUGCUCUUUAAAGCGGCACUGUUACAUCAAGGCAAGCCUUUUAAGUGAGUCCUAAGUUAAGUCGUUCUAGUUUAUUUUAAGCUCAGCUAGCUGCCACAGUACCUUUUUACAAAUUACUGUCCUGAGAUGCUAAAACCUGAUCGAUGGCACAAGUAGCAAGGAAAUGGGAUUUAACAGCUCACUCUUCAUUUGGCUCUUUAAAUGUAUCACAUUUUCUUUUUUAAAUACCCGUUUUAACAAUUUGAUUGUAUUGGAUAGUUAACAGAAGUGACAGAUGAUCUGGACCCACUUGUACAGAUGGUGAAGGAAGGAAGCAUUCCAAAAAAGGUUAGUUCAUAUAGGUUAUUGUAUAAUCUGUGAUGUGCAGAAUGUAUCUACAAGAUAAGAAUCUGUUUCCAGUCUAAAUUCCGAAGAUUAAAUCUCAGUAGAGGGGACCGCUACUAAAGAAAAUUGUAUGUCACUAGUAUAUUUCCCCAAUGUUAAUUUCUGGCUGUGUGACAUGACUACACAUCUAUGUAUCACUCUCUCUGUAUCAGUCAUGCUGGCCAUUUGCUAAAAAAUCCCCAUAAAGAUACAUUGAUUCAGUUAUUCCUAUGGGAAAGCAUUGGAUUAGCUGACAUUGUCAAAUUUGAUUAUCUCAAUCACGGAGAUAAAAACAGUCAUUUUACCACAAUAGUGUCAGAAAUACAUGUAUGUGUUCCUGACACUAUAUUGUUCCUUUAACCCCUUAAGGACACAUGACAUGUCUGACAUGUCAUGAUUCCCUUUUAUUCCAGAAGUUUGGUCCUUAAGGGGUUAAAUGUAUAAUCCAGGCUGUAGAACUAAACAUUUGUUAAAUGUAGGGAUACAUAUACAUGACAAUGAAAUUCUGAUUCAUGAUAUAAAAUAAGGCUUAAUUUUCAUAGAGUAUCAAAAAUAGAGAAGAGGGUUGCACCCAACCACAAAAAUCACAGGGUGCUGAGUAUGGGUCAGCAUACCCCAUAGAAUAUACAUAAAAGAAAAAAUCUCAGACACUCACUGUGAUACGUUUAAAGCUGCUUUAAUAGAUCCGCAACGUUUCGACCUGUACCCAGGUCUUUAUCAAGCUAACACCACAACAACAAGUAAACGUUUAUAAACACACAUAAUUAAUGUGAGAUUACAAAACUCAGUAACACACACAGUGAUAUAAAUAACACAUGAUAAGCUAAUUUAGUUAAUGGACUCAUUAGUUCAGUUCACAAGCUCUUUCAAAACAUGGAAAAUGGAAACCGUACAUGGCAUUUAAAAUAAAUAGAAACAAGGAAUAGAUGGAAUCCACAUAUUAAAACAAACAGAGGGGGUCACAAAAGUGUGCAUACCUCUCAGUAACGAUAUGUGGUCACAUACUAUUGGCAAAUCUAUAAAUAAACUCUAAUAUAUCAAGUAAUUAAUGAUAAAAGAGAAAUAAUAAGAAGAAAAUGUGAAUAAGUAAACCCAUAGUUAAUAAAUUACCUUAUAAAUCCUCCAUAAUAACAGCCCAAUAUGCCUGCGGUAAAACGAGGCGCAUGUGCAAGUAAGGCGCAUGUGCGGGCAACGGAAGGGCACAAAAAGGCGCAUGCACAAGCACGUAUCAGUGGGUGCCUGAGAUUUUUUCUUUUAAUUUUCAUAGAGUGAGAUUAAACACACACGGGUGACAAGUGAUUCACUUGCCAUAAGACUUUAUGCGCUGGGUCAGGCUCUGCCUACGCUCCUCCCCCGCCGACAUCUGCCAGCGUGCGAGAUCUAAAGCGUAUGUGUGGCAAUGGCCUCGCUCGCAUUAAGAUUUCCCUAUAGGAAAACAUUAUUUAAUGCUUUCCUAUGGGGGAAAAAUCUGACGUUGGAGGUCCUCACGCAGAGUGUAAAGACGUUCAGCGUCCGAUAACGGACCAGAGGCCCAUUUGGAUUCCGAAAGCGCCCACAGUGGCUGUCUGGUAGACAGCCAUUGAGGACGGACUUAGAGCUGCAAUGUAAAGGUAAGUAAAAUAGGGACACUGCACCCAGACCACUUCAAUAAGAUGAAGUGGUCUGACUGCCUACAUUGUCCCUUAACGUCCUUUUCAGUUGCUAAAGUCAAUGCAUUUUUAUUGAUUGUCAUUCUUUUAUAGGGCAGGAAGUAUCUCCAGACAAAAUACCAGCUUUACUUAAAGUAAGUGCACUUUAAACUUUUAUUGGCCACAUGUUACUGCUUCAUCUGCACAUGACUUAAUCCACCGAUUUUUGUAUUUCCAGUUAUUGUACAAAUAUCAGCUUUUAUUUGCUUUUGAAAGCAAAGAGAAUCCCCAUUCAAGGCCAUCCUGUGAUUGAAAGACUUGUCACCUACAGAAAUGUAAGUGGAUUCAUUUUCACUGAACUUUGGCCAUCCUGCAUGUGUACUGUUGUCAAUCUUCUUUAUCUCACCGAUAUUAGGUUGUUCUUUUGGUAGGGCGCUAACUCACUGGCUUCAUGUGAAUGAAGUAAGCAGCCAAAAUUCUGUUCUGCAAUUCAAAUUAAUAGAAACUCCUAAAGAUAUCUGGGCUCAAAAUGUCCACUCACCAUGAGUCAUUGGUGAAUGAAAAUGUAUCCCUGGUGAGUGUGAUGUGGACCCUUCAGGCUUUCAACGGCAAGUACAUUUUAACAGGCAAGGAGUAAAUGGUGUUGUAGAGGAUUAGUAUAUUUCUGUACCCACCCCAUUCAAGCUCACAAAAGCUAAGUAAGAUCAUCAAAAUGUAGAUGCUCCCCUCUUGUAAAGCUGAUUUGCCAAUAGAGAGGGAGUUCUAGAACAGUCUACCUUCUUUCUACUCCUGCGCUAAGCAUUUUUUGUCACAGCCUCAGAGCUAAAACUUCAAUCAAUUUUUUUAUACAUGCGCACAUAAAUAUACUUAAUAUUUAUUAUUCUUUAUUUGCAGCUGAUAAAUGAUUUGGGAGUUGUAGAUCAACGACUGUCUGAACAAAUUCAACGGCUUCGAACGAGAGGUGUGCAAGAGAUCAUAUCUGCUAAAGAAAAAUCUACCAAUCAGCCGCCAAUUUUACGGAAAAAAGCGAAGAAAGUUACUGCGGUGAGGACCUGCAUUCUUCUAUGUGUGCUAGAGAACAUGACUGACUGAAACUUACAUUUAAACAUACACAAUUGCAUAUACUGUAUUAAACCACACAGGAUCUUAAGCUAUUCCUAACCACUUAGGAAUCUUAUGGCGUCCACAGUAAGCUAGUAGCUUGCUGUGGACGCUAUCACGCUUCAGAACAAGUUAAAGCAGUCCAGAAUAAAAAGUAUCAGCAGGUACAGAUGUAAAUUAGAGACCUGGUUUAUCCGUUAUGAUAACGGACUAUAUAUCACCAUAUAACUUGUGUCAGGAUAAUAUUUUACUUAUUAUUUCAUUUUCUUUUUUAUUAACCUUUGUAUCAUAUCAAAUAUAGACUCGUCCAUAAUCUUAAUUCAAAAGUCCACUUUUGACUUUUUAGAGCGUAAAAUCACUGUAAAAAUAUAUGCACCUUCAAACCUAGAACUAAUUUAAGAAAUGUAUGCUAACUUACAAUUAAAUUGUGCGCUAGAGGUGUGUGUUAAUGGUCUUUGGAAUGCACUGUGAUGGGCACACCGCUAGAAAUCUAUGCAUUAAAAGGAGGUCAUCAGUUUGCCAUGGUCCAUAUAUUCUAAAACCACUGAAUAUCUUUUACAUUCUGUUUCUAGAAUAAGGCAUUUGUUGAAAACUCUGAAGACUCUGAUCUGGAUGAGGAAGAAGCCUUGGAAUACUACAGAGAGAUGGAAAGCAAAUUGUUGGAAAAAAGAAAGCGUAAACAUGAAGACGUGGUGUAAGUAACAAAAAUCAGGUUUUUGUCCAUUCAGUGAGGAUGGGGUGUAGUCUCGUGACUGAAAACUAAAGGAGCACAUGUAUUUCUAAUGUUAAUUUUCUGCCACCUGAUUUUAUAUAUAUAUGUAACAUUCAAAUAAAUCAUUUUUACUUGCCUUCUAUCUGAGCUGCUGCUCCUCCCACUACUGGUGAUCUCCACCAUUUCAUUGCUUCUACAUAAAGUAGUAUUGGGGACCUACUGUGCUUAUGAUGCAAUCGCCAUCGCUAAUUCAUCUCAAUUGGGAGUGUUUGUGCCUUCAUGCAGACUCAGAGACUGCAGUAACAGUCUCUUUGCGCCAAAAGCGCUACUAUAAGCUGUAGUGGUUUUGGUGCUCCAUGUUCCUUUAAAUGGACUGUUUCUCAUCUUGUCAGUUAACAAUAAACUUUUAAUAUGUUGUCAUGCACAUUGUUAUUUAUAUAUUACAAUCUUUUCCCUUUGUAGUGAUGACUUGCCAACAGAAGAGAUGGAUCCCAAUGCCAAGAGAGCAAUUACUUAUCAGGUAAUAUUAUAAGAUAAUGUAAAUCGGAGGAAGAGAAGAAUGCAUGUUCACCUUAUUGAGCGUAUUUACUGUGCUAUAAAAUGUCGUCUGCUGCUAAAUGUAGUGAGACCGUAAAGAAACAGAUUGAUGGCACUAGCACACUAUGGCAUGGUCAAUGGAUUAACACAGAGAUUGCAUCAUGCUCAACUGUGUAAUUUUCUUGCAUACAGGUCCGGCUUCUGAAUGCAUUGCUGUGUCUGUGACCACAAUAAUAGCCGAUUACAAGUCAGGAAUGUUCACAUGAUGUAGGCAAUGUAAAUCUAGAUUUGUCAUGUCUGUGUAACUCACUUCUUUAAGAAAUCAGCAGCGGUUAUACACUGUGACUUUGGCGCAUAGCACAAUGUGUGUCAAAGAAUGUAUUAAAAAAAAAAAAUACUAUGUUUCUGCAAACUGUAAAACGUUUGAGAGUGGAUUGGGGGAGGAGAUGUAGUUUAGUAUACGAAGGUGGGAGAAUAAGAGGUAGGACUAAUUUUACUUGAUUUGAAGUUUUAUAUAUUUUGUUUCCUCCCAAUGCUAAUUUUAGAUUGCAAAGAAUAAAGGACUUACACCUAAAAGAAAGAAGAUUGAUCGCAACCCACGUGUUAAACAUAGAGAAAAAUUCAGACGUGCCAAGAUUCGCAGAAAGGGCCAGGUAUGUAAACCCUACACGUUAUCUUACAGUCAUGUUCUUUCUUCCAUCUUUUGGGAGAUCCAUAAUGUAGGCAAGGCUAUGCAGUUAAUACAGAGUGUGUGACCUAAUAUAUAUAUUGAAAUCAUUCAUUUUCUGAACCACUUCAAUGUUUUGUUACAGAAAAGUACGUUUUAUAAUCUAUAAUACUAUUUACAAACACAUUAGCAAAGUUCCAUCGUCAACCGGCUUCCAAAAAUAAAUAAAUGCAUAUUUGCAUGUAAAGAUACAAACAUUCAAGGUGGGAAGUCGAACCCUCUCACACCAGUUAGAGAUGCUCCAGUAUUCAGUCUCUUCUAUCCCAUAAAUGCAUAUCCAGCACAGGAUGCGUGGAAUGGUCCUAAAUCUUUAUAGCAGUAACAUUUUGGCUGCCAUCGAUUUAUACACAACUAGGUUCACUGUUUAGUCAAUUGAUCUAUAUACAGCUAGCGGUAGAGCCAUGUUCUGCGGCUUGACUCACUGUCACGGGAGGAGGAGGCACUCAGCAAAACUAUUAUAAAGAAAGUUUAAGUUAUUGUUUGUAAAUUAUCCUUUUUGCAGUAGAAUUUUUUUUUUUUUUUAAUGAAAAUAUCUGAUAUUAAAUUUUUUUGUUAUAUCCAGGUCCGAGAAGUCCGUAAGGAAGAAAGCCGAUACGCCGGUGAAUUAUCUGGAAUCAGAGCUGGAGUUAAGAAGAGUGUCAAGCUUAAAUAGACUUCAUCAUAAACCUCAUUGUAUAAUAAACAUUUUGUUUUAUUUUUCAUGGAAUAGAGUUCAGUUUGUAGUUGUCAUAUAAAACGCUUUGAAAGGUGCAGGUGAAGAAUGGGCUGUGUUUUAAAUAAGAAGAAACCUUAAAUAGCAAAAAGAGAUUCCCUUGUUGGUAUUUCAUAGUUACAAGUUGGCUAGCAAAUGUUGCAAUUCACUCUAGUGCUAUAAAUGCUUUAAAACAGAAAAAUAUUUUUAAAAAAAUUUUCAAAUGGCAUGGCAGAACUUGAAUGGAAUUUGCUGAAUUCACAGCCAGUCACACCUGUUCCAAAUACCAUCUUGAAGGAAAUGACACCAUCUGCAAGUUUCUCGGCUUUCAAGUCUCUUGUCAACACGUUUUAUAGCACAAUUCUUGUAUUAAUGACAGUUAUGUUAGUGCACUAUGUAGCAUCCCUUACAGAUUCAGCAUAUAGUCCCUAACACUGCCUCUUUCACCAGUGGGUAAUCUAGCGCCUCUUUAUAGCACUCUUAUCCAGAGCACUAUAUGUCGAUUAGUAUUUUACAAGAUCGAAAUAGCCAAAUAUUAAAAGUAUGCUAUGCUUUCAGUUUGAAAUUCACUCUCUCAAUUUCGUAAAUAACCCUGUUAGUCUCCAGUAAACAUUAGCAGCAAAUAGGAUUUCGUAUCCAGAUCCUGAGAUACAGGGAUCUACUUACAAAGUAGGUGUUUUAGACCCAGUGAUAUACCAAAUAUAUAACAUUGAACUCUGCAGUGUCUUAUGUGCCCAUUUUUUAAAAUAAAAUAAAUGCACACCCUGAAACUAUAAAGCAAGGGAUGUUUUUGCAUAAAGUAUUAUGCCUCCUGCAAAGUGUGCAGAAGGACUCACACCAGGGCCGGACUGGGGAUACAAAGCAGCCCUGGAAAAAAAAUCUAUGCCAGCCCCAUAAGUCAUUGCGCCAUAUAUUGCCGCAUGUAAUAUGUAAGGCUAUGUCUUGCCACCCCAGAUGAUUGAGAU
Messenger RNA from Pelobates cultripes (western spadefoot toad), 15395 nucleotides. Lineage: Eukaryota; Metazoa; Chordata; Amphibia; Anura; Pelobatidae. The record is from the annotation of a GenBank genome assembly.